This is a messenger RNA of Plectropomus leopardus (leopard coralgrouper), 483 nucleotides long. NCBI's taxonomy places the organism in Eukaryota, Metazoa, Chordata, Actinopteri, Perciformes, Serranidae. The record is from RefSeq and is a predicted model, not a curated record.
CGGGCGGUGGUCCAGAUGGAUGAGGCCAGAGAGCAGCACAUUACCAAACUGCUGAACUCUGUCCAAAAUGAUCAGCCUGGUGCAGGGAGAGACGGCAGGGAUGCAAGAGCCUCUACGUCUGACAGCUGGCGGACAGCGCACAAAAGCAGUGGUCAUUGUUACUUUGAUGGGGAUGCGCCUGAAGAGGAUAAACUGAAGACUGAGUUCAAAUCUGAGGAAGAAGAAGAAGAAGUUUCUCCAGGCCAGAUGAAAGCAUCCCAGACAUCACAGCGUAACUUCUCUCAGGCAGUCGUUAAGGAUGAGCCUCCAGACGCAUGGGAUGACGAAGAGGAGCAGGAAAAGGAGGAGAAAGAGAAACUGAGGAGGAAUGACAAGGACCUGGAGUUCUUAUUUCAGGAAGUAGUCAGAGACAGUUCACUGGAUGACCGCUUAAAGAGAGAUCUGCAGAGCAAGAAGUCAGAUCCGAAGUACAACGAAAUGCUG